AUGAACAUCAGCAUCUGCAUCAGUAUCAGAAGAAUCAGCAUCAGUAUGAUCAACAUCAGCAUCAGCUUCAGCAACAACAGCAUCAGUGUCAGUAGCAUUAGCAUCAGCAGCGUCUGCAUCAGCAGCAUCUGCAUCAGCAGCAUCUGCAUCAGCAGCAUCAGCACCACAUCAGCAGUUUCAGCAUCAGCUUCAGCAGCAUCAGCACUAUCAUCAUCAGUCGCCAUUAGCGUUAGCAGCAUUAUCAGCGUUGCAUCAUCAUUAGUGUCAUCAGCGUCACCAACAAUAUCAUCGUCAGUGACAGCAGCGGGAUCCAUCAUCAGUGACAGCAGCAACAUUGUCAUCAGCAUCAUCAGCAUUAGUUUCAUCAGCCUCAGCAGCAUCAGCAUCAUCAGCGUCAUCUUCAGCAUUGUAAAUGCCAGCAGCAUCAGCAACAUCAGCAUCAGUGUCAGCAGCAUCAGCCUCAGCAGCAUCAGCAUCGCAUAUGCUUCGGAAGCAUCAGCAUCACAUCAGCGGCAUCAGCAGCAUCUGCAUCAGCAGCAUCAGCACCAGCAGCAUCACUAUCGCAUCAGCAGUAUCAGCAUUAGCUUCAUCAGCAUCAUCAUCAGCAUCAUCCGCAUCAGAAGCAUUAUUAUCAGAGUCAUCAUCAGCAUCAUCAGAGUCAGCAACAUCAGCAUCGGAUGUCAGCAGCAUCAGCCUCAGCAGCAUCAGUAUCAAAUAAGCUUCAGAAGCUUCAGUAUCAGCAUCAUAAGCGUCAUCAUCAGCAUCAUCAGCGUCAUCAUCAGCAUCAUUAACGUCAGCGGCAACAGCAGCCUCCACAUUAGCAGCAUCCGCAUAAGCAGCAUCAGCAUCAGCAGCAUCAGCAUUGCAAAAGCCGUUUCAGCAUUAGCUUCAUCAGCAUCGGCAUCAUCAGCAUCAGAAGCAUUAUUAUCAGUGUCUUCAGCAGCAUUAUUAGCGUCAGGGUCAUCAUCAGCGUCAUCAUCAGCGUCAUCAUCAGCGUCAUCAGCGUCACCACCAUUAUCAUCGUCAGCAACCAGUAGCAUCAGCAGCAUCCACAGAGUCAGCAGUAUCAUCAUCACUGUCAUCAGCAGCAUCAUUAGCGUCAGCGUCAUCCUCAGCGUCACCAGCAUUAUCAUCGUCAGCGUCUGCAUUAGCAUUGUCAGCGACAGCAGCAACAUCGUCAGAAGCAUUGUCAGCAUCAGCAUCAGCUUCAUCAGCAUCUGGAGUGUCAUCAUUAGCAUCAACAGCGUAAUCAUCAGCAUCAGCAGCGUCACAAUAUCAGCGUUAGCAGCAUCAUCUUUGUCAUCGACAGCAGCAGCAUUGACAGCAGCAUCAGCAUCAGCAAUAUCAGUAUCAUCAACACCAUCAGCAUAUGAAUCAGCAUUAUCAUCAGCAGCAUCGGCAUCAGCAGCAUCAGCAUCAGUAUCAGCAGCAUCAGCAUCAGCUGCAUCAGCGUCAUCCAUAGCAUCAUCAGCCAUCAGCAUCAGCAGCAUAAGCAUCAGUAUCAUCAGCAUCAGCAUCAGCACAAGCAUCGCAUCAGCAGCAUCAGCAUCAGCUUCAGCAGCAUCAGCAAUAGCAUCAUCAGAAUCAUCAGCACCAUCAGGUCCGCUCAUCACAGCCCUGCCCUCAUCAGGAAAUGUCUGGACAGAAACGUGCAGAUCGCUUUUAUCCACACUCUCCGCUCCGUUCAGCUUUAAAUUUGGUACGUGA
Aplysia californica (California sea hare) is the source of this 1707-nucleotide messenger RNA. RefSeq names its product chitinase-like protein PB1E7.04c. The coding region runs from base 1 to 1707 and encodes 568 amino acids. The record is from RefSeq and is a predicted model, not a curated record. The transcript has 8 exons. Lineage: Eukaryota; Metazoa; Mollusca; Gastropoda; Aplysiida; Aplysiidae.